Molecule: messenger RNA, 1185 nt
Organism: Diospyros lotus (date-plum)
Lineage: Eukaryota; Viridiplantae; Streptophyta; Magnoliopsida; Ericales; Ebenaceae
Product: glycine-rich cell wall structural protein-like
Exons: 1
Coding region: 1-1185 (394 amino acids)
Source: RefSeq, a predicted model, not a curated record
AUGGUGAUUUUUCAUCAGGAUGAUGCUGUCGCUGUUAGUUUGUUUUUACUCAUGCUCAUAGGUGGUGGAGCUGCUGCGAAUGAUGGAGUUGGAGAUCAUCAUGGCAAACAGUUGCACGGUCAUGGUGAAGGCUGUACGGACUGUGGGAUAGGGAAUGGUGUUGGGUUAGGUCAUGAAAGUCGAGGUGUGGAACAGAGUCUGUGUUUAGGAGGGCUUGGAGGCGGCGGCGGCGCGUGGGUAGGUGCAGGUGGUUGGGGUGGAUUAGGCGGCGGUGGGGGUCCAAUAGUCGGUGUAAGGGGUGGCUUUGGUGGAGGUUUUGGCGGUGGAAUAGGCGGUGCUGGCGGUGGAAUAGGCGGUGUUGGGGGUGGUGCGGGCGGAGGUGCUGGAGGUGGAAUAGGUGGCAUUGGUGGAGGCAUUGGGGGUGGUGAAGGCGGCGGCGUUGGUGGAGGAGCUGGCGGUGUAGGGGGAGGUGCUGGUGGUGGAGUAGGCGGCGGUGCUGGCGGAGGAGCUGGAGGAGGUGGAAUAGGUGGCGGUGGAGGUAUCGGAGGAGGUGCUGGUGGAGGGGUAGGUGGUGGUGGCGGUGGCGGUGCCGGUGGUGGUAUUGGAGGCGGAUCUGGUGGCGGUGCCGGCGGAGGUGGAGCUGGUGGCGGUGCUGGUGGUGGGGGUGUCGCGGGAGGUGGAGUGGGUGGCGGAGCAGGUGGAGGUGCUGGUGGUGGCGGUGCUGCCCGAGGUGGAGUUGGUAGCGGAGCAGGUGGAGGUGCUGGUGGUGGCGGUGCUGCCGGAGGUGGAGUGGGUAGCGGAGCAGGUGGAGGUUCUGGUGGUGGCGGUGCUGCCGGAGGCGGAGUGGGUGGCGGUGCUGCCGGAGGUGGAGUGAGUGGCGGUGCUGCCGGAGGUGGAGUGGGUGGCGGAGAAGGUAGUGGUGCCGGCGGAGGUGUUGGAGGUGAAGCUGGUGGCGCUGCUGGAGGUGGUGGCGCUGCUGGUGGAGGUGGAAAAGGGGGUGGCGCUGGCGGUGGUCAUGGAGGACCUGGCCAUGGCGGCGGUGGGAUAGGUGGGGAAGGAGGUAAAGGUGGCGCUGGUGGUGAAUCAGGCGGUGGAUAUGGUACCGGUCAAGGUGGAGAUGGAGAUGGAGAUGGAGAUGGCCCAGGCGGCGACAACGGCAUUGGAGGAGCUGGAGAUGGUCACUAA